Boeremia exigua is the source of this 1767-nucleotide messenger RNA. Its product is annotated as eukaryotic peptide chain release factor subunit 1. The record is from RefSeq and is a predicted model, not a curated record. The transcript has 2 exons. Gene Ontology annotation, molecular function: sequence-specific mRNA binding; translation release factor activity, codon specific. NCBI's taxonomy places the organism in Eukaryota, Fungi, Ascomycota, Dothideomycetes, Pleosporales, Didymellaceae. Gene Ontology annotation, biological process: cytoplasmic translational termination. The coding region runs from base 246 to 1559 and encodes 437 amino acids. Gene Ontology annotation, cellular component: translation release factor complex; cytosol.
GUGUGUGACUGCGCGGGCCUGCGCUUGACUGCGCUUGACUGCGCGCGAGGCACGGCGCAGACGGGAGCCUGGCCGCGGCACAUUAAAUUAGACGCGCCCGGCCUGGUUGGCGGUGCAUCUCGAAUCGCAAACCGUGGUUGAUCGUUCGCGGGCCGCAGCGUUGGGCGCCCCUCCGGACAGCGUUGCAGCAAAAUUUCGCGCCCCCGCCAUCGUCACUUCACACACCCACGCACAACGCCGCGAAGAUGUCGUCGAAGGAGCCCCAGCCCAACGACGCGGAGAAGAACAUCGAGAUCUGGAAGGUCAAGAAGCUCAUCAAGCGUCUUGAAGCCGCCCGCGGAAAUGGCACAUCCAUGAUUUCGCUCAUCAUCCCGCCCAAGGACCAGGUCUCGCGCGCCGCCAAGAUGCUGGCAGAAGAGUUCGGCACCGCCUCCAACAUCAAGUCGCGCGUCAACCGCCUGUCGGUGCUGUCGGCCAUCACCUCGACCCAGCAGCGCCUGAAGCUGUACUCCAAGGUCCCGCCCAACGGCCUCGUCAUCUACUGCGGUGAAAUCCUGACCCCCGAGGGCAAGGAGCGCAAGGUCAACAUCGACUUCGAGCCCUUCAAGCCCAUCAACACCUCGCUGUACCUCUGCGACAACAAGUUCCACACCGAGGCCCUGAGCGAGCUGCUCGAGUCCGACCAGAAGUUCGGCUUCAUCAUCAUGGACGGAAACGGCGCCCUCUUCGGCACCCUGUCCGGCAACACGCGUGAAAUCGUCCACAAGUUCUCCGUCGACCUGCCCAAGAAGCACGGCCGUGGUGGUCAGUCCGCCCUGCGUUUCGCCCGUCUGCGUGAGGAGAAGCGCCACAACUACGUCCGCAAGGUCGCCGAGCUGGCGGUGCAGAACUUCAUCACCGCCGACAAGGUCAACGUCGCUGGUAUUAUCCUGGCCGGUAGCGCCGACUUCAAGAACGACCUGAACCAGUCCGACCUGUUCGACAACCGUCUGCAGUCCAAGGUCAUCAAGGUAGUCGACGUUUCCUACGGUGGCGAGAACGGUUUCAACCAGGCCAUCGAGCUGUCGUCCGAGACCCUGGGCAACGUCAAGUUCAUCCAGGAGAAGAAGCUAAUCAACGAGUACUUCGACCACAUUUCCAAGGACUCGGGCAAGGUCUGCUACGGUGUCGAAGACACCCUGAAGGCUCUGGAGGCUGGUGCCGCCGAAACUCUGAUCGUCUUCGAGAACUUGGAGAUCACUCGCUGGGUCCUCAAGGCCUCCGACAAUACCGAGGUCAUUCUCCACACGAACAAGAUCCAGGAGGCCGACCGCACCAACUUCAUGGACAAGACCACUGGACAGGAGAUGGAGAUCGUCGAGCAGUCUUCUAUGCUCGAGUGGCUUGCCGAGAAGUACCGCGAUUUCGGUGCCACCCUCGAGUUCGUCUCCGACCGCUCCUCUGAGGGCAACCAGUUCGUAAAGGGCUUCGGUGGCAUCGGUGCCAUCCUGCGUUACGCGCUCAACUUUGAGCAGCUUGCCGACUUUGACGACGACGAGGACGAGUUCUACGAUGAUUGACGGUUGUGCGCCCUCGCUGACUGCGAGGCAGCGUCCCCACUCCACGCGCCGAGUGAAGGAACGUCCGCUGCCCGCGAACAAGGUCAAAACGACGCGCCCGGAUUGAAGGACGGAGCAGUCGAUGUUACGACGCUUCGCCUCUCCCGAUUGUAGAUGAAAAGGGGAGCGUUCACGGAGGUUUUGCAUGGUAAGCAGGCUCAGUGCGUUU